AUGGGAGGACAUGUUAGCAGAAAUGAAUUAGCACGUGGCGUUAAGGACACAGAGAGUGUUCUUGUAGUCGUUGGAAUAGAUUUUGGAACCAGCAAUACCGGAUAUGCUUUCUCUCUGGUCCGAAAUCAAAGCCAAAUUCAUACAGGAAGGUAUAAAAAUAAGCUUCAGACAGAUCGGGAGCCAACCACAGUGCUACUUAAACCAGAUGGUUCUUUUGAUUCUUUCGGAUUCGAAGCUCUAGAAAACUAUUGCAAGUUGUCUGAAAGUGAGCAAAAUGAAUACUAUUUAUUCAGGGCGUUCAAAAUGGAACUACAUAAUAAACCCUUUUUUUCAAAGGACACAAAGAUAAAGGAUAUUCACAAGAAAGAGUUCCCUGCCUGCAGGGUGUUUUCAUAUGUCAUCGAAUAUCUGAAAUCCUUAGCACUUUCUGUCAUGCGAGAGGAAACAGAUUUGAAGGAAACUGACAUUUUUUGGAUGUUAUCAAUUCCUGCAAUUUGGUCACAAUCUGCACGUCACUUUAUGCGAAAAGCUGCAACAGAUGCCGGUAUCAAUGAAAAUAAAAUAAGGUUAGUACUAGAGCCAGAAGCUGCAUCCAUGUAUUGCAGAGAAAGGUUAAUGAUUGCAACAAAUUCAGCUUCUAUAGAUCAACUUCCUGUAGGAUAUAAAUAUAUUUUAGCUGAUUUAGGGGGCGGUACUGCUGAUAUCUGCGCUCAUGAAAUUAUUGGUAAUGGAAAGUUACGAGAACUUUAUAGAGCAAGUGGUGGAGACUAUGGUGGUAACAAAGUAGAUCUAGAAUUUUACAAAUUCAUGAUAAACCUUGUGGGUGGACCAGUGUUGACUUUGUUUGAAGAAAAUCACAUGUUGCUGUAUCUUGAUUUCUUAAAGGAAUUCGAAACAAAGAAAAAAGCAUUUAAAGCAGAUGAUCAAGUAAUAAGCUUAAAAUUAGAAAACGCUCUUUUGGAAAUCUUAAAAUCUGAAACAGGCGAAACACUAGAUCAGACGUUGUCACAAAUGACAUCACGUUAUAAAGAAAAGGUAAAAUUCAAAAGUGUGGACCAUAGGCUUGAGUUCAAUGGUGAAAUUAUGGCAGGCUUCUUUAAGUCUUCAGUAGAUGGUAUUAUAGAAUCGUUGAACAAGGUUAUAAAGAAAUGUCCAGUAGAUGUCGAAACAUUGCUCCUUGUUGGUGGAUUCGCAGAGUCGCCUUAUCUGAGGGAGAAAAUAAAAGCCAAAUUUGGAAACCUAAACAUAUUACUUGAACAAGAUUCGAGACUUGCAGUCAUGAAAGGGGCUGUUUUGUUGGGCUACAAUCCCAAGAAUAUCGUUGAAAGAAAGGCUGGGUAUACAUACGGCUAUUCAGAAAUUCGUGAUUUUGAUAGACAAACAGAUCCCAAGGAACUCAAAAUUAAAGGAGAUGACGGGAAAGAGUAUUGUGAUGCUCACUUUAAAAGGGUUAUUGAAAAAGGGCAGAUUCUAAAGUAUAAUGAAAAAAUUGAAACAAGCGUCAAUGAAAAUCGGAGGAACCGAGCGUUAAAACAUCGCUCGGUAACAAUUGAACUGUGGCAGUCGGAGCAUCGUGACCCAAAGUAUUGUAGGGAAGAAGAAAAGUGUUCUAGAGUUACUGAGAUUGUGAUGAAUCCACCGGAAGAUGGUUGGCCUGAUCGUUUGAAAAUAAUACGUAUAUUGGAAAUUAAAGAAACAGAGUUUAAGAUAACAGUUAAAAAUGCAACCACAGGGGAAGAAUAUAAAACUGAACAUACUUUUUGA
Molecule: messenger RNA, 1764 nt
Organism: Ruditapes philippinarum (Manila clam)
Lineage: Eukaryota; Metazoa; Mollusca; Bivalvia; Venerida; Veneridae
Product: heat shock 70 kDa protein 12A-like
Exons: 1
Coding region: 1-1764 (587 amino acids)
Molecular function (GO): ATP binding; ATP-dependent protein folding chaperone
Source: RefSeq, a predicted model, not a curated record